GCCAGUUCAGUCAUUCUGUAUUGGUAAACCGAAAGCUGUGAGCAAACUGUGUGUCUAACGGUCAGAUUUGUUUUGAUUAGAACUGUCAAUCCAGACAUAAAUAAACAAAACUGCGUUAUCUCGCUUCUUAUCUAUACAUAAAAGUCGAGGAGCAUCUUUUGGUAACUUCAGUUUGAAUCGUGUUAGCUAAAUUGAUCACAUCUUCAGCAUCGAACGUUCUCGAAUACUAACGGGAUCUUCUUUCGCCGCCGGCUCAUUGGUAUUGGUGAGCAAUUUCGAAUUUAGGAGAUCUCCAGCAUCUCAGAGUCUGUCAAAAGACUUAAAUCCUUUUGCCGAGGAGUUCUUUAAAUAAAAGUAAACUUAGAUGUUUUCUAUGCCUGUGACUAUUUCUCUCCCGACGAGAGAAAGCUUGAAGUUUUGGAAAAAACGGACAGUUACCAUCACAGAUUACGAUCCUACUUACAAGCUGUUGUACUUGGGAAACAUCUUAACUUCCUAUGCUAAAGGUGAAGGCUGCACAGACAAGCCACUGGCUACCCUGUGGAAAGCAUAUAUGAAAAAUCCCAAAGCUGCAUCAGUGCCAAUGGAACUUACUGUUUGCAAUUCGGGUAUGAAGGCUGUUACUAAAAAUUACGGCGUUUCAGAGUACUGGGCUUACAGAAUAACAUACUGUUGUGCACCACCCGAGUAUCCUGGACUUUUCUGCUGGAUAUACCGGCACGAGCGGCCGAAGAUGAAGCAGGAACUUAGAUGCCAUGCUGCAUUGUGCUUGAAACCAGAACAGGCAAGAGAACUGACUGCACAGCUUAAAGACAGACUAGCUCUAGCUCUUCAAGAAUUUCGGCGGGAGAAAUUAACAAGACAAAAGGCGAGGCUGUCUCUGGCGAACGCUGUGUAUGACUGUCCCUCAAUGCCAAGGCGAAAACUGCUUUUGUAUCGUGGCAGCAUCAACUUCAGACCACCUAUCGAGAUGUCCCAAAUUGCACCCAAACUGACUGUCAUCGACGAGGAUGAUUUGGAAGAUGAGUAUGAGGAUGUGGAAGUCGGAACCCCAACCAGUGACGACGAUUUGUACAUGUGCAACUCGGAGGGAUCUUCUCUAAACUCAUCUUUGUCUUCGUCACCUGAAAACGACACGUACAUGAGGUUGAAAACUCUGAUGUCACGCGAAUCUCUCGGAGAGGACAUUUUCUUGAGGCUCAAAAAGGCGCUGAUGCUCCGUAAUUCUAUUGGAGAAUCUUCCCUCUCAGAUGAAGACCUGUGCUCAGACGAUUCUGGAAGCAAUAGCUCUGAAGACCUUGUUUGCUUAUCUUGAUCUUCAACUCAUGAAUUGACCACCAAUACAUUCUUGAGUUGAGAACUGUAUUAAAACAAACCAUGAACUACUACAAAAAGGCCAAAGUUUUGAAGCAUCAUUGUUGAAGUUUUCCAUUUUACAGAAAGUUUUUCCAUAUUUAUUGGACAUGAACUGUUUGUGAAGUUGGAACAUAUUUUUAAAGCAUCUAGUUUCUGAGGCCCAUUUCCUUCAGUAUUUAACAUUAUGAAACUUGCAAUGAGAAAUUAUAUACGUAAUAACAAAUUAUUUAUAUAAAAAUAUAUUUAGAAAAUUUUAAAUUAAUUCUCUUUAUGAGCUUCAGAAGUAUCCUGGUGGGGAGACUAAAAUCAGAAUCAGUAACAUUAUAGUAAAUCUUUUAAGAAAAUACGAGGCUAUAUCAGAAAUGUAUUGAUUUGUGUAAAAUACAAUUUAUUUAUUUUUAAAUUACACAUACAGUACGAAUUUACUAUUUACUUUUCAAAUGCCAAAUUAAAAAAAAAUAUUGUUACACAUACAAAUAUCUAGUUACUUUUUUAAAUGCUGAAUUUGUUGAAAUGUAAACAUAUCACACACUUCGUUUUAGUACUUUCAAUUCCGCCCGCUGUUGAAAAUUCUACCAAAAAUUGUUAUAAGAAAUACGUUCCUUAAGUGUCUAAUCACUUUGUGGUGCAUAUGUUUUAGACUGCUGUAAAUAAUACUCAUUACUUUUAUGUCUUUCUUAUGAGUACAAAUUUGUGAUUUUGUCUUAAAUUUCUUGCCAUAAGCACAAAAUUAGUUCCUUAGGUACCUUAUGUUUUCCACAAAAAGUGAAAUCUGUUCCUAAGGUCUUUAAUGUUAUCCCCUAAAAUUAAUUUGAGUUCCUAAACCUUUCUUUUAGACGUUGUGUUAUGUAAUUUUUCUAUGUAAGUUAUCUGAUAAGUAUUCGUUUAGCAGACGAUUUUAAUUACCGGUUAACUUUUAACAAAUUAAUUUUAUUAUUAAUUAGGAAGUCGUGGUAAGAAUAGUCAGUGCAUUAUAAAUAUUGCAGAGGCAAUCAGUGUAUUUAAAACGAAAGUUAAUUUCUUUUAUUUUCAUAUUAAACUGCUUCGUAAAUAAAUUAGGUUUAAAGUUUAAUUCCCUUAUUUUCAUAUUAAACUGUUUCGUAAAUAAAUUAGGCUUAAUUUCAGUAAUUAGUAAUUUACCAAAUACUAGAACCUUAAAAUUGAUUACUUUUUGUUUUAAGAUAAGUUAGUUAUUCAUUAUUUUUUUAAUUAAUUGUAACGUAAAUUGUCCGUAGCUGUAGUAAAGUGAAAUGGUGCGAAUUAUAAAUGUUUUAUUAUUUCGUAUUUUUACAUAUAAUGUCUGUAGAAUUAAUUCUAUUCUGUCUAGAGUUUAUACGAUUUCAUAUAGAAUAUUUUUAAAAUCUUUAUCCUCAACAUUGUGCUUCCUCAUUGUGCCAGAUAGUUAAGACAAUGUACAUACUUCCUGUACGUGCCAGUAUCUAGAAAAAUAAAUCUCAAACAAUGCCUAUACUUCCAGAUUGCUUUAUAGAGUUAGAUAAGAGUUAAGUACUUUCAGAAUAAAAUAUAAUUGUGAUUAUCAAUUUGUAAAUAUACUGUAAAGAAAUGUUUAAUAAAUGAAGAAGAAAAAACAUUUGAAUAUUUUCGUUUGUUGUUCCAGCUUUAGACUUUAACUACCUCUAAUUAGAGAAAUAUUCGGCGUGACUUAUAUAUUAAGUUUGUAGUGGUCUGCGAAUUAUGUAGUCUCCCGUAUUCCUAGUCCCGUUGGAAAAGCCAUUGUGACUUUAAUUUAUUUAAAGAGAUCUGUUAUAUUUGUGUUGUGAACAUUUAUGUUUCAUAUGUGUAAAUAUGUACAGAUUUUAAGCAUGUUGAAAAUUAUGUAAAUAGUAUGAUUGUUUGCUUUAAUAAAAAGUUUUGUUUUAGUUUUAGAA
Molecule: messenger RNA, 3245 nt
Organism: Stegodyphus dumicola
Lineage: Eukaryota; Metazoa; Arthropoda; Arachnida; Araneae; Eresidae
Product: protein FAM43A-like
Source: RefSeq, a predicted model, not a curated record